This is a messenger RNA of Prorocentrum cordatum, 1962 nucleotides long. The record is from the annotation of a GenBank genome assembly. NCBI's taxonomy places the organism in Eukaryota, Dinophyceae, Prorocentrales, Prorocentraceae.
CGCGCCGAAACUCUGGUCAGAGCGCAUUGCGGGAGGGGCCCAGGGUCCAGGGAGUGGCGGUAUCGCUUUGUGUUGAGUGCUCCCCGGGGUCGGAGGUGGUGAUGCCGUGCUCUGCGCUGCCAUCGAACGAGAAACGACAACAUAAUAAUGUCUAUGUUCGGAUGUCCGCGGAUUUCUUGGGCCCUCCCUGGCGCUCGGAGCGCGCCAGGGGCGGCGAUGGAGGGAGGCGCGGCCAGCUUGGGCCCCUCCCUGGCGGCUGGAUCCCCACGCUCGCAAGGGAGGGGUUCCAGCGCUGAUCCAAGAAAUCCGCGCGCGCCUCCGAAAGGUAGCAUGCAUGCUGCCAGUGCAUCUGGUUGUGCGCGGCAGGGCCAAGAUCGGGGCGGAAAGGAUGGUGGCAAUGUUGAGAAGCAGCUCACGCUUGCUCGGCACACGGCCCGCUGUCGGUAUGGCUGGCGGUGCUGUUCAUCUGGGACGAGCGUUGCCUGUUGAACAGCUGCGGUCGUUGGGUUCAGACGGCACUCGCAGUUGGGCAUCCCCUGACAUGCGCUCACCUGAAGGCCCAACGACGACGCGUGCGCAGCCACGUCGAGGUACGCGCGGCUCUCUUGGGCCGGCGCGUCGGCGCUGGACCCCCCUCCCCGCACCCCCUUCCCUGGCGCGCCACUGGCGGCGCCAGAGGAGGCCAGGGGUCGCACGCGUCUGCGACGCCGUUGUGCCCCCGCCAGAUGGGAAGGUGCCAGGAGGAUGACGAGGAGGACUUCGGCGACAUGGACGUCGAGGAGGACUCCCUCAGUGCCGAGCAGCUGAGAGGGCUCCACGCCAAGCUGGACGGCAAUGGAGACGGCAAGGCCUCGCUCCGGGAGGUCCUGGACUUCUCCCAGGGCAUCAGCAAGGCGAUGGCGGCAAGAGACAUCGAGGCAAUCAUGGAAGAGAUAGACACUUCGAAGGACGGCAAGGUCUCGUUGCAGGAGCACCUGGACGACUUCCAUGGGCAGGGCGAUGCGAGCGACGACGAGGAGGCCCAUGAUAUGGAGGUCCGCAAGGAGGUCGAAAAGGCGAAGUUCGCAGCAGCAGACAUGGAUGGUGACCAGCAAUUGGACAAGGCAGAGCUCGCGGCGCUGUUCUACCCGGAGAUUCACGACCGGGUCCUGGACAUCACCGUCCAGGAGGCCCUGCGCCAGAAGGCUGGGCCAGGCGUUUCCCCCAAGACUUCUUUCAAGCGUACGGCCCUGAUGCUGAACAUCAGCAGUCAGAAGGACACAAACGGGGACGGCAAGUUGAGUGCCAUGGAGUUCUGGGAGAUCGACCCCGCUGAUGGGGAUGACGGCGAGAUGUUGGAGGAUGAGCAGCGCGACUUCGCCAAGCUCGACUCGAACGGGGACGGGCUCAUCAGCGCGGAGGAGAUGCGGCACUGGGAGUCCGGCGCGUUCCACGUCGAGGACGCGAUGCAGAAGCUUUUCGAUCUGUCGGACGCCAACAGCGACAUGCACGUGACCGCGGAUGAGCUCGUCGCAGUUCGCGGGCAGGUGGGGGCUACAGACGCCCACUUCCACCUCAUCGAGUGGGCCGAGCACCACGAGCUCUGACGCACCCUGUCGCGUGCCCUUCAAUGGAGCGCAUGGAUAGCUUGUUUCUGCAAUCAGUUGGAGUGGAUGUUGAGCCGACGUGGAGAAUCAUCCCAGCAGACGGCACAUUCAAUCCAUGGUGUCGGGGCCCGUUGCCCCUUUUGGUGCCCGUGGCGCAGUAGAGGCCCAACAGACGCGCGAACGUCUGUUGUGAUAAAGGGAUCAGUUGCUGCAAGGUGGGUCGGGGGACGAGAGUCGUGCGCGAAAAACGCAUCUGUCUCCCCGACCUCGCGGGCUGGGCCUAUCCGUGCGACCGCGUGUCCACGGGAUCCGCGCCGGAACCUUGACCGCGAGGGCGCGGAUACGGAUAUGGUCGCCGCUCAUAAGACAGUGCUCG